UGAGAGUGACGUGUGGAUCCCAUUCAGGAAAAGAGGAAUUUCCCAUCUGCAUUGCCUUCAUUUCUGGGGGCAGAGAGCGGGGCUGCAGCUCUGCUCAGCCGGUGCCACUCAGACUGACUGCUCGGCGCCCGAAGAGGACAAGCAGCAGCAGCAGCAGCCAUGCAACAGGCGGCCAGCGGGCAGAGGGAGAGCCUCGGGCGAGGGGCACUGCCCGACCAAGAGCCCAAAUACGUGGAGAUACCGAUGUCUGCCAGUAAGACCGGGGUCACCAUCACCGUGAGCGCCCUGGCAGUAGGCAGAGCAGAGGGGACCCAGGGAGACGGGGUGACCGGGAGCAAGCAGACCUCUGCAAGGGGGGAGAAGCUCAGCCGGACAGCAGGACUCAGCCCCGGAGAUCAUCACCUGGCCUCACAAGUACCCAAAGUGCCUGGCGAGCUGCCAAAUGCAGGGGGCAAAGUGGGACUAGAGGAAGGAUCUGAACAGGGCACCUCCUGCCCCCCCUCCCCCGCCGACAUGCCCCAGCAUGGGAUCGCCAGCGACGAGGCGCACUACAUCACCACUCACGAGAUCCAGCUCUGCGAGGCUGCAGACCAGGAGCCGGACUACCCCAGCGGCUUUGGCCUUGCCCCCUCCAGCACUUGGAGCCAGCCGGCGGACAGCGCCCCCUGCGCCUUCCUGGAGUACGCCUCUUUUGACAGCCAGGGGGGCACCCCGAGCGACGAGGAGGACUGCAGCUACUACCUGAGCACAGCCGGCAGCGACCCCAACCCGGGCACCGACAGCCUGGGCAGCACCGAGCUGGUCAGCACUUACUCGGACAGCGACACUACCUCCCCGAGCAGCAGCAGGGGCAGCACCAAGGAGAAGCCGGCAGCCAGCCCGGGCGAGUCCACAGCCGGGACCGCCGCCGGCCAGAUCCUCCUAUCAAUCAAAACAGCAUCCAAGGCUAUAAAUGACCCUAGCAACGUGCAGCCGGCACAGCAACACAGCGCCCCUGCUGCUGCCAAGCAUGAGACAGACAUGAGCUACUGCGUCUCCAGAGCCACCGAGAGCAAGUCAGCUUUCCGCCAGCAGCAGCAUCACUGCCUCCCGCAGCAGCCCCACCUCCCCGAUGCGCACAGGCUGGUGGCCAUACCGGCGCGCCUGCAGGCUCGCAGCGGGGUCCAUGCAGACAUCUCCAGCGGCGCUUCCAGCGCGGUCAGCGAGCUAGACGAUGCAGACAAGGAGGUGCGCAGCCUGACAUCCAGAGCCUUCCGCAGCCUGGCUUAUCCCUACUUUGAAGCCAUCAAUUUCAGCUCCAGCGAGUCCACCACCUCCCUGUCAGAGCAGAACAUCGGCAUAAACAGCUGGUCCACGUACCUGGACUGGAAAGGGGCGUCCUUCCUCUCGCAGAAGGCAGAACAGAGCCUGCACCAGCAGACCUCGGCCACCUCCAGCUUCGGCGUGAGGAAGCUGGGCAAGGAUGCAGCCAAAGAGCAGCAGCAGCAGGUGUAUGUGCACGCCAACAAGAGCAAGGCGUAUGAGCUUGUGCUCAGCGAGGUGGCAGGGAAGAAAGCCAGCCCGGCAUCUUCCUCUAAGCGCAUCCAGUCCGGCUCCAGGGUUGUAACCUUAACGGAGACCCUGAACUUCAGCAGCAGCAGCAGCAAUGUGGCCGCAGCGCAGCCUCCUGACCAUGCUCCAGGCUCAGCUUGCAGGGAUGGAGUUACAGAACCGCUGCCAAAACAAGAACCUGCUGCGACGCCUGAAGCGAGCAUCAAGCCCAGCAGCGCCGCAGCAGAAGCCAUGGAGGGGGCUCACAAAUCCAAAUAUGCCUCCAGCCUCCUGAAAAAUGUCAUUUCCAAAAAAAUGCAGCGGGAGCAGGAGUUUAUGAUGGAGAGAGGGGAGAUCAGCGACACCUCACAGAAAGCCGCUGCCAAUCUGCUCCGGGAGACCGAGGGGCAGUUCAAGGAGAAGGGACUACAGAGGCAGAACUCCAGGUUCUCCGAGACAGGCUCUGAUUUCACCCUGCUCAGCAGCGAGGACCUCGGGGACUUUUUCGAUUCUAAAACUGGGACACCUAAAGAGUUUGCACCUGUGGACGGCAAUACCAAUAAGCAGAUGUCUCCCUUCGAGUCCCACCGCGAGGAAGCCAUCUGUGAGAUGAAGAAAAGUGCUUCGGAGACUAUGAAAGGGAUUUUCCUCCGUAGUCAAAAUAGUGCCUUCAGGUCAUGGAAGGAGAAGGAAAUCAAAAAUAUGGAAAAGAAGAUUGAGGAGACAGUUGCCAAGGCAAGAAAGAUAAAAAUACCACUGGAAAGGGACUGGAAAGCAGAUAUAGGAGAGAUAUCUACUGUUAAAUCUACUAAAAUGUCUCAGUUAUAUGUGCCUGGCAUCCAGCACAUACCCAAAGAGAAGCAAGUGGUGAAACAAGCUACCAAAUGCUCUGUGUCUACCUAUGCCCAUCAGAGCUGCUUGAGCCAAAAUGAUAAUGACUUUAAAAGUGAAAAACUUCAUAUCUUACAGGCUUCUGCCAGCAGAAUGACUCCUAUGAUCACCCCCAAACCUCAAGAGAUUAAACUUAAUCUAGGAUUAUCCACCGAGAAUAAAGAUAGCCCUUUUAAUAUUGCCAAACUGCUGACUCCUAAACUAGCAUCCACUGUGGCCAGUCUAUCUAAGGCAGCAGCAGAAGACCUGAAAAAUCAAAUCCCUUCCAGGGCUGAGGUCCUGGAGAAAAUGCCCCAGUUUCUUGUUAGAGACGUGAGAGAGGCUAAACCCAAAGUGCAAGGUACGAUUCACCAGGUAAGGGAUGUUAGAAAAUUGCUUAAAAGUUCUUACAGCCAAGAGGCAGGGGACAGUGACAGGGGAAGUGUAAUGUCUGACCACAGUGCAACUGAUCAGAAGUCAAAGAUGUCUAGGGCCUCUUCCUCAGUGUCUCCAAUUGUGAUCACCUGCCAGGCAGUGAAAAGUAAAGAGGAAGCUGAAAAUGGUCAGACUGAUCCUGCGGUGGAGGGAGAGAAGGGCUUGUCACCUGCAGAGACAGUCCUGGUACACAGAGCUUCAGGCAGGCUCCCUGUAGCCACCAUAGCACCCAACAAAACAGGACCGAGAAUUCCUGUAGUAAAGAUUGUGUCUAAGGCAUCCAAGUUGAAGCAGGAAAAACCAAAGGAUCCAGAAAUAAAAGUGGAGCCAAAAUCUCCGCAGUCACGGGCAGCUCUUGAGAAGCUGACUGCCGCUGUGAAAACAAUGGAACAGCUCUAUGUGUUUGACAGGAAAGAGUGGAAGCGCAAAGAUGAGCCACAACUACUCGCAGGAAGCCACAUACUUUCUCUUAUUACCGGUGAGGAGGCAUAUGGGGACAGGAAAUUGGUGCCAGUAGAGGAUUCUAAGACUGGGACUGUUGCGAUUGAGGAUCCCUGGAAAGCUCCUCUAGUCUCCAAAGCUCCAGAGCCCCUUGUACGCCGGAAUUCUCACCCAAGCCUAGAAAAAAGCCCCCAUAAGCCUCCAGUUGUAGAAAACAAAACACCACCAAGGACAUUCCAGGUGUCCAGGUUUCGUGAAGGAAAAAAGCAGGGACAGCAAGACAAGAACUUGCCCAGCAGAGGGACCAGCAAUGUAAAUGUUUUCAGUGUAAGCGCUACCCCGCCAAAGAGCAAGCAGCAAAGCUUGGAGUCAGUUCUGAAUACCAAAAAUGCACGACCACAACCACCUACUACCCUCAAGAUCCCUCAAAUCCCCGCCGAGGAGCCCAAGAAGGCUGCGUCAACUCCUCCACAGCCUCCUUCCCUUGUGCGGAAAGCCAGUGCUGACUUUGAGAACUACCUCACCAUACCAGUAAAAGUGGCCGGGGAAGGAAAACCACCAGUAACAUCAAGUGCCCGUGAGCCAUCAACCAACAACAGAGAAAUCACUACAGGCACCCGGGAGAGCUCUGGAAAUGCACAGGAAACCAAUGCAAACACGCGAGAAAACACUUCAAACAGAAGAGAAAAUAAUGCAAACACCAAAGAACCUACUGCUAUAAUCCGAGAAGCUGUAGCGACUAUCCGAGACUCAGCAGUGCCAGGUGCCCUCCCAGUUUCCAGUAGCAAAGCCCAGGCAACAAGCCCCAUUAAAGCACCCAACGACUGGCGCAGCAAGGUGAAAGAGGGUGUACAGCCCACACGAGCUGCAUCAGCAGGCUCAGAGCCCCAAACCCCAGACUCUGUUCCUUCAGCUACUAUUUAUCAUCAUCCUUUACCACCAGUGGCCAUGGCAAUGCCCAAUACCCAGGGCCCCAUCUAUUACUCUCCCCCUUUGCAGUCAGCUGCGCCUGCUGAGAUGUAUCCCCAAACCCAGCGAAAAAUGUUGGUGGACUUAGCCACAGGCCAGUAUUAUCUAGUGGACACCCCUGUGCAACCAGUGAAAAGGAGACUGUUUGACCCUGAAACUGGACAGUACGUGGAUGUCUCUGUACCUCCUCCUCCUGUUACCCCUGUGCCCUAUCAUAUGCCACAAUUAGCCCUUAGCCCUGGUGCUUAUGGGCCUGCAUAUAUGUUUUAUCCCGGGUUUAUACCCACUCCCCCAACUGCUCUCCUUUCUUCCAACACCCUGCAAACACAGCUCUCCAACCCAGGCAGCGAACACACCUAUGAAAUGCCAGUGGUAGAAGGGUCAUUACAAGGGGAUUUGGGCUUUUCUGAGAGUCCGUAUUAUUUAGCCACUGGGUCUACAGCACCGAGUGCAUCAACUGGACAGUCCACUAACAUCAGGAGAGGAUCUUUAGGCUGUUCCGAUGGAAAGCAGGUCUUCAGCAUCUUAUCCCAGCCUGGACCCAGGAUUGUGGCCCCACCUUCCUUUGAUGGUACCACUAUGCGUUUUGUUGUGGAGCACAGAUGAAAAUCCAGUGAGCAUCUCUUUUGCUGAUUCGGACCAAGUUCCACAUAGCGCAAGAGGAUGUGGGACUUGCACAAAGUUGGUGGGCAUGAAUGAAGCUUGAUACAUAAGCUUUGCGCCUGUGCUGCGACACAAAGUGGAGUGCCUCUGAAUAACCCAUGUCAGAAGAGCUAGUGGAGAAGGCAAAAACACAGCGUGUGGAUUGUGUGAGUUUGGAACGUAGCAUAGUUAGCCAAAAAUAGAUUUCCAUUGAAACCUGGAGUGUUUUUUUUUGUUUUUUAAAAUACAUUGUUUGGACUGUGCAUAACUACAGGAAAAAUCUGUGGAUCUCUUUUAGGAAAGCGUUGUCACAGUGUCAUUGAUACCUAUAAUCUAAUCUUUUGUGGCUUAUGAUGUUGCCUCUUAAUGACAGUAAGACAAACAAAGUGUUUUUGACUGCUUUAAAGGCUGUGAACUGAAAGGCUGUCUCAUUGCCAAAUACAUUGCGGUAGUCUGUUAUUUAAGGACAGUCCCCUUAGUAGGGUAGUGGGUAUUCUAUGCUACAAGCAGAAACAUACUUCAGAAUGAUAGUUUUACUAUGUGUCAUUAUCACUACUAUUAUGUGCUUGAAGACAAACGUCAUGAUGUCUAAUAUGUCAUUGGGACGUGAACAAUACCUGCCUCACAUUAUCUUGUGCCUUACUGUAUGUAACAUUAUCUACAAGAGCACUGCAUGUAUUUGACGGGUAAAUCUGACUCAAUAUUGUAUGUAUUGUCCUCUAUAAAUGUAUUAUCAAUGUCACUAAGCACUUUCUCAAGAAAUUAUACUACUAGUUCCGCAUGUACAAUCAACUCCAAAAACAAAACAAAAUGCACAUUGCUUUAUUAAUAAAAACAACAACAGAAAAAACCAACAGUUUAAGAGUCACAUCACUUCUAACGAUACCGUACACAUUGCUCAUGGGAGAAAAUGGAGAAAAAUGUUUCCUAAGCAUAUCAGAAAUCUUGUGAGGUGGUAGGUCAUAAAGAGAUUCCUGUUGUUCCUAAUCACAAUAAAUAAAUACUUAGCUGUGAAAUGUACAGCAAGGUUACUUAUAACAGCACAUUGUCAACAUUUGGGGUUCUAAAAUACAUUUUCAUAAUUUACUUAUAAUUCAGGUGUAUUCACUAUUAACAAAUAAUUUGAUCAUAUAAAAUAAUACAACAAUACAAUGUAACAUGCAUUUUAUAGUGUGUGUGUGUGUGUGUGUGUGUGUGUGUAUAUAUAUAUAU
Molecule: messenger RNA, 6099 nt
Organism: Pseudophryne corroboree (corroboree frog)
Lineage: Eukaryota; Metazoa; Chordata; Amphibia; Anura; Myobatrachidae
Gene: C1H4orf54
Product: chromosome 1 C4orf54 homolog
Exons: 2
Coding region: 160-4851 (1563 amino acids)
Source: RefSeq, a predicted model, not a curated record